Meira miltonrushii is the source of this 939-nucleotide messenger RNA. RefSeq lists its product as uncharacterized. The coding region runs from base 86 to 712 and encodes 208 amino acids. The transcript has a single exon. NCBI's taxonomy places the organism in Eukaryota, Fungi, Basidiomycota, Exobasidiomycetes, Exobasidiales, Brachybasidiaceae. The record is from RefSeq and is a predicted model, not a curated record.
CUUUCAUUGUCCUUUUGAGCCUCUGAAGCCAAAAUAUGAUUUUGUUGUUCAUCUUCAAGCGCACUGCUUCGGAUCUUCCUUGCCAAUGCGAUUUGAACAUUCAUUCUCAUUGCAAUUGAAACAGAUUAUUCUCUCCUCUACCAACAAGAUGAUCAGACUAAUGCUAUAUGUUCUAAUAGCAACAGCUUUGCAUGGCAGUUUAGCUGUAGCUACAGGCUCACAAAAGCAGGAAUCAGAAAAGAAAAAGCUAUUGAAGCUUGACUUAAACCUCCCUCCGCCAGAAGAAGAUACAAAUAAUCAAUCCACAAUCCAUUCUGACCAUGAGAGCACACAUCAUACAGAUCCAAGCGGACAAGACACGAACAGGUCUUCCAAGCCUUCAGCUCAGACGACCGUCUGUAUUCAUAAUCCUGCCUGUGGCCACUGGAAAUCAUUCCCUCACAAGGAAAGGAAUAAAUUGUAUCUCCGCUGGCAUCGACUAAAUCGAACAGAAGAGCAAAAAAUUGCAGAUAACAAAUCUGCUUCUAUACGGGGUAAGAAAAGAUAUCGAGAAUUUACAGAAGAACAAAGAAAAUUUCAUAACCAGAAGAGCGUACAAGUACAACGAAAGAGACUAGAAAGAAUGACUCCGGAAGAAAGAAAAAAAUGGCACAAAAAGAAAAAUGAUCGAAGACGUAAAUCGGGACAGCUUCAAGAGCCUCAAGAUCAAUGAUAUACUAAUGAUGAUGGUAAUAUCGUUCAUGAAUGUAGCUUUAUGAGCGCAUCUUAUUCCAUAUUAGGCAGAAAUAGUCAAUCUUGCUUUAAACCUCCGAUUUCAAUGCAACUCCAGAAAGGGUAAGUUCAUAUGGAGAGGGCGAUUAUAAUGUAUAAAAACACGAAUUGUAAAUGCUGAUGACCCAGAUGCAUUGUUUAGCUUCUUGAUGCCCCGAUAGUAUGUGG